Molecule: messenger RNA, 5271 nt
Organism: Punctularia strigosozonata HHB-11173 SS5
Lineage: Eukaryota; Fungi; Basidiomycota; Agaricomycetes; Corticiales; Punctulariaceae
Product: WD40 repeat-like protein
Exons: 11
Coding region: 1-5271 (1756 amino acids)
Molecular function (GO): protein binding
Source: RefSeq, a predicted model, not a curated record
AUGACCGAAGCCGCAGGAGACCCUACUCUGCCGUCUGGAGGCCGAGUGAACGACAGCAGUAUGACUACACCAUCCAAGAUGUUGGAACUAACUGGACUACGCUGCACGGGCUUGCGCAAACGUCGCUAUUAUUGUAUCAUACAGUUUGGGGCCAUGUCAUUCAAGACCUCUGUCUCCCCUGAAACGAAAGACCCAUCUUGGGAUGGCUCCAUUCGCCUGUUAGGCGAUGCAUCCAGCAUCAUCAUCAACGUCCGUAGGCAGCGGAUGUUCUUUUGCGGUAAACUUCGCAGCGACUCCCGAGUGGCUCAUAUCACCGUCGAUCAGCUGGGCUCGCAGCCAACGGAUGCUUCCGCGACAGAUAGACCUUUGGUCAUGGAGGGGCUUCGCCAUCGAUGGUUGAAAGCUUCCAUUUCCUUCGUCGCCACCCAAUCGAUGGCGUCUUCUCCAUUCAGCCCCGGGACCACAGCGGCUGCCAAGCCUGAACCAUCGACACAGCUUCCCCAGGGCGAGUUAUCCGGUCGCGAAGAUGGCAACGUUCCAAAUAAGGGCUCGGAGAACGAGGAAGAUCCCUUUGGGGCUAAUGGUAAACUUCGCGAACUCGUCCAUGACACCAAAGCGGAUGCUGAUGCGAUGCGCUCUGCGCCCGAUAUUGUCGAGACCGUCGCCGAUGCUAUCCAAACCGGCAAGGAUGCCGCCGAGUCUCACAGCGACGCGUUCGAGAGUUGGAAGUUCCUGCUGGACAAGCUGCAGUUUUUCGUGACUAUCUCGGAUGGAUUAGCUCAGAUCCAUCCUUACGCGCAGGCGGCCCUCAGCAUCAUAUCAGCCGUUCCGAAGGCAAUCAUAGAGCAGACAGGAAAAGAUGCAGCCAUACGUGAUUUGGUGAAGAUCAUCAACAGGACGUUGAAGCUGAUGGACGAAGCCGAGCCUCUUCGUCAAGAAGGCAACCGACGAGAGACCGCGAGUCUCAUCGCUCAACAAAUCGGCGAAUGUGCAAAGUUCGUCUCCGAUUACGCGAAGACCGAGGGUUUCACGUUACGGCUCGCUAAGAAUUUCGGUUGCGAUGUCGAGGGCGCUGUCGCGGAAUACAAGAAAUGCCUUGAAGUACUCAUUGAAGAUUUUGAAUGUCAUACCAGUGUGGCUACAAACAUUGUUGUUCUGGAGGUUCUGGAGAGCGCACGGCGUGUCGACCAGAACGUUAUCUUCCGCGAGCUUCCCGUUGCGUCGGGCUCAGGCUUCGACCCCGACAAGGGAUGUCUACCUAAGACCCGUAUUCCGCUCAUCAAUCUCAUCAUUGAUUGGAUCGAUUCCCCCGACGAAGCCAACUCGCAGCGGGUCUUUUGGUUGCGGGGUCCUGCGGGCGCCGGGAAAUCCGCGAUUGCUCACACUAUCGCCAAGCAUUACAAUGACAAGAGGAGGCUCGGUAGUAUGGUGUGCUUCAAUGCCGCCGGAUGCAAGAUUGAACAACUAUUUCCUACGCUUUCCUUCGAUCUAUCAGAUUUCGAUCGAGGAUGGAGGAAGGCGCUAUGGGAAGCGGUCAAAGACAACAGUAACCUUCGCCACACCCACUCGCUGCAGCUCCAGUUCGAUGGUCUUUUCCUUGGUCCAGCAAAAGCCGUAGCAGAGCAUUCUGUGAGCCCUAUCGUGAUCAUCCUGGAUGCUUUGGAUGAGAGUGGCAAAGAAUCGGAACGGUCUAAACUGCUGCCAUACAUAUUGCGGCUACAGGAGCUCCCCAACAACUUUCGUUUUCUGGUCACCUCGAGGGACGAGAAGGACAUACGAGACAAACUCACAGACCUGCGAUGCGUACGCCAGCAGAAUAUUGCCGUUUACAACGACACUGUUGACCAUGAUAUCGCUCUGUUCGUGCGCGAGGACUUUUCCGCCAAGGCACCUCAUAUAGUAAUGGACGCACGGUGGAAGGGAGAGUCAAUGGUACAGGAAAUCGUUAAGGCCGCUGAGAAGUCUUUUCAGUGGGCGUUCACGGCGUGCAGCUUCAUCCGAGGAGAAGACAAGUACAAGGAGUACGACUGGCACGAUCGUUUCUUGGCCGUUCUGUCUUCUGGAUCUUCGUCGCAAGAUCAGGAAUCCGGCGUUCGUUACAGUCAUCUGGAUACCCUCUACAAGCUAGUUCUAGGUCAGCUGUUCGGGGAUGGACCAUCGGAUCGUUUCAAACGCGUGUUGGGAUGUGUCCUCUCAGCAAAGGUACCGUUACCCCUGGAUGCACUGGAAGAGCUACAAGAGGAGAAAGAUCCGCGAGGCUGUACCACCAACGUCUUGAACAUCAUGGGAUCUUUGUUAUAUGGUGUUUCCAACCCAGGAGAUCCGAUUCGUCCCCUACACAGCUCCUUUCGUGAUUUCCUGACCGACAAUUCUCGAAGCGGUGCUUACUGCGUGAAUCUUAUGGAUGCGAAUGAGCUGCUAGCCCACUCGACGCUACGAAUCAUGCGGACAUCGCUUCGCUUCAACAUAUGCCAUCUUGCGUCUUCAUACGACCUCAACGACGAGUACGAUGAUCUUGAUCAGCGUAUCCUGAACAACGUGACGUCUGGUCUCAUCUACGCAGUCUGUUAUUGGGCGCAACAUAUCGUCCCUGGACCCGGGGCUACUCUAUCCCCCGAAUUGCUAACUCAAAUCGAAGGAUUUUUCAAGACUCGGGCGUUGUUCUGGUUAGAGUCACUGAGUCUGUUGAACUCAUUACAGUCGGGUUCGUCCGCGCUGCUGACGUUGAAGAGAGCCUUGACGGGAAACGAUGAGGCGAGCGAUGUUCUUCGCUUGGUCGAGGAUCUCGAUAGAUUCCUCAGUUUAUACUGGGACGUGAUCUCAAUCUCAGCACCCCACAUCUAUCUCUCUGCUCUUUCCUUCACUCCGGAGACUUCGCUCGUAUCUCAAAAUUAUAUGGAGUCCUUCCCCAACAGCGCGAGGGUCUUGCAAGGUCGACUGGCUCAUUGGCCAGCGUUACGAUGCACAAUGCAAGGUCACCGGGGUGUUGUCAGAUCUGUCAAGUUUUCGCAUGAUGGGAAGUGGAUAGUAUCGGGCUCACAUGACUGUACUAUUCGUAUGUGGGACGCCGAGUCAGGUCAGGCUGUCGGAAAGCCGUUCGAGGGUCAUACGGAUACCAUUUAUUCGGUAGCAUUCUCUUCGGAUGGGAGACGCAUCAUCUCAGCCUCCGCCGACAACACCAUCCGAAUGUGGGAUACAGCAGAGGGCAAGGCGAUUGGAGAACCGUUCCGCGGCCAUACCGUAGAAGUCAAUUCCGUCGCAUUCUCGCCACAGGCUGAUGAUCCGCGCGCAGUCUCAGGUGCCAAUGAUUCGACUAUUCGCUUAUGGGAUACGAGCACGGGGAAAAUGCUCGGAGAACGCAUGAACCACACACACGUUGUAAUGUCUGUAGGAUUUUCACCAGAUGGAACGCGCCUGGUCUCUGGCUCUGAGGAUCAUACAAUACGCAUAUGGGAUGCGCAAUCACAAAAACUCGUGGCAGGACCUCUCUCAGGUCACGGUGAUACUGUCCUUUGUGUCGCCUUUUCACCUGACAGCAUGCGCGUUAUGUCGGGAUCCAGAGAUGGCACAAUUCGAAUCUGGGAUGCAGAAUCCGGGCAGACGAUAGUAGGCCCGCUCGUGGGUCACACCCGUCCUGUGACGUCUGCGAGUUUCUCCCCCGACGGAAAGUACAUCGUUUCCGGAUCAGUGGACGACACGAUUCGACUGUGGGACGCGAAGAACGGGGCCAAACUCGGAGAGCCGGUUCAUUGCCAGAGUAUACAAGUUCUGUCUGUGGCGUAUUCCCCGGAUGGAUCCCGCAUAGCCUCUGGAUCAUGGGACGGACAUGUACGAGUGUGGCACACGGCGGAGAUGGCAACGACCAAGGCUUCUGGCACUCCAACUCCUGUUAUGUCCAUCGAUGUGACCUCCGAUGGCAGCCAAAUCGUCGCGGCUGACGUGGAUGGCUGGCAUCGGUGUUAUGAUACCGCAACACAAGCGGCCAUUGGGAAUCCUUUCGGCGGUGACGAGCUGCAGAGUGGUAACACACUUUGGUGUGUCGCCUUUUCCCCAGAUGGCAGUCGGAUAAUCUCGGGCUAUUACGAUGGUAGCAUCCGACUAUGGGAUGUAGAAAGGGGAACCGUCAUCGGAGAGCCGUGGAAAGGCCCGCAUAAAGGCCUCAUCUCCUCUAUUCUCUUCACGCCCAGCGGCCAGCAAGUGAUCUCAGGGUCUUGGGACGGCACUAUCUGUGUGUGGGACGUGGAGACUGGUAAAGCGCUCGGUGAAUCUUUCAGCGGACACGACGCUGGCGUUACAUCCCUCGCACUAUCACCCAUCGGCAAAAGACUUAUCUCCGGAUCAAAGGAUCACACCAUUCGAGUCUGGGAUGUGGAGAUUAGACAACCUGUUGGAGAGCCUCUCCAAGGUCAUACCAAUGAGGUCAGUUCCGUCGCAUACUCCUCAGAUGGGAGCCGAAUCGUUUCCGGAUCGGAUGACGUCACGGUCCGGCUGUGGGACGCAGAGUCCGGGGAUCCCAUCGGAGAGCCUUUGGUUGGCCGCGCCGUGAACUCCGUGGCAUUUUGCUCCCAUGAUGAGUAUGUGAUCUCUGGAUCUUGGGAUGGCACGGUACGGAUUUGGGGCGUAGGGACGACAUCGGGGCCACUGGUCGCCGUUUCACGAGGACAUUCGCACGGGGUCGCAUCGGUCAAAUGGUCGUCUAAGACGAGCUGCAUCGUUUCCGGCUCGUGGGAUGGCUCUGUCCGGUCUUGGGACAUCCGAGAGCUUAUCGGCAAGCCUACCCAAUCACUCAUGCAGGACCAAACAGCAGUCGAAGAGCCGAUGUUCAACGGCGAUACCGGAACCGAUGCACCAUUAUCUUCGGAGUUGACGAGUUCAAAAUCUACAGACGAGGACACGACGUCCCCUGAUUCUCCGUCUCAGAUCUCCAUCUGUUUCUCAUCCGCUCCCGAACAUCAACUCCGUGACGCUCAUACGUUCUUCCCGAACGGCGAGCCAGGAUGGAGCCACGCGCGCAUGAAAGCUUCAUUCGGACUAGCUUCAUGGAGAUCGGACAAUAAGGGAUGGAUUUUAGGUCCCGACGACGAGCGACUACUCUGGGUCCCACAGCAUAGUCGUUGGAACCUCUGGCAACCUGCGUCCAGACUGUUCUUGCCCUCGGAGGAGACGACGAUGCUGGAUUUGAGCCGCUUCGUGCACGGCGAGAGGUGGGCAGAGUGCUACAAGUUCUACGAGCCCAGGACGGACGAGGGCGAAGCUGGUGGAGAGCACUGA